Geosmithia morbida is the source of this 558-nucleotide messenger RNA. RefSeq lists its product as uncharacterized. The transcript has 2 exons. Bases 1 to 558 code for a protein of 185 amino acids. The record is from RefSeq and is a predicted model, not a curated record. Lineage: Eukaryota; Fungi; Ascomycota; Sordariomycetes; Hypocreales; Bionectriaceae.
AUGCACAGCGAUCGCCCCCAUCAUCUGCUGGAACAGGUGCCUCUGACCGUGUCGCCAUUCGUAUCGCUUCCGACGGCGGCAACGCUAUCGUACAACUAUAAGACGAUGCCGUCUACGAUCCCGCCCUCGGCUCUGGGCAUCCCGGCCGCGGCAUCCUCCGUCUCGGACGACCACCCCAAGCCCAAGUACAUCGUGUCCAACUCUGGUCACGCAGCGCACCCAGACGACAUCCGCGCAUCGUGCGUCGCUCUGCAGGCCCAUCUUUCCAAGAUGCAGGAGGACGCCGAGCGCGAGCUGCGUGAGCUAGAGGAGAGCAUCCGCGACCGCGAAUUGGCUGAGAAGAGGAGGGUCGCCCCCGGCUGGCUGGACAGCGAGGCACGUAUGCUCGAGCCCGAGAGGGUCGCCGGCCAGGGCCAGAGCCAGAGCCAGCCGCAGGAUAGUCUGAUGGACGGCGAGUCAGAAGAGCAGAAGGCCUCGGCGGGCGCCACGUCGGCCAUGUCGGAUGAGGGCGCACAGCUAGACAGGGCGUUCGGAUCUAUGCAACUGCAGCCCCAAUAG